AUGAAUAAUUCAGAUAGUAUCAAUAAUAAUAAAUUAAAUGAUAGUUUGAAAAAUAAUGAAAAUAAUGUGAAUCACACAUUUUCUCUUUUUGAAAAUGACAACUUCGAAAUAAAUAAAAGUGAAGAUGAAUAUGUUUCAAUAGAGGACGAUAUAAUAGAAGAUGAAAAUGAAUUAAGUGACGAUGAAGGAAUAAACUAUGAUGAUGCUAUUAGUGAUAAUAUAACCGAUGAUGAUAUGAAUAAUGAUUAUAUGAGUGAUGACGAAGAUAAUUAUAAAAAAAAAAGGAACGAACAUUAUACUGAAAAAGAUAAUAUGUUAAAAAUGUCAAAAGAAGAAAAAGAACAAGAAAACGAAAUAUUUUUGAAAGAAGAAAAUGGAAUGAAUGAAAAUAUAAAAGAAGAGAAGAACAUAGAUGUAAAUAUUAUAGGUUUAAAAAAAAGAAUGAAAAAAAAAUACAUAAAUAAAAGAGAAAAUAUAUAUUAUGAUGAAAUAGGAGUAUAUAAAAAUAAUAAAGUUAUGAAAAAUGAGGAUAUAGAAGAUCGAAUGAAAUACUUACUAUUAUUAAUAAGUAAUGCAAGAAAAAGUAAUAUAAAACUGGAGAAAUCUACAAUAAUAAAAGAGCUGCUUUUUUAUUAUUCUUAUUAUUAUGAAUAUUCAAAGGAAAUGAUAAAAUAUUUAAAUUAUUUAUUUGAUGUAAAAGAGUUAUAUCUAUUUCUUGAGUUAAAUAAUAUGCCAAAAGAAAUACAUUUAAGAACGAAUACUUUAAAAAUAACAAGAAGUAAUUUAAUAAAAAUUUUAAAAAAUCAAAAUAUUUCAGUUGAAGAAGGGGACAAAUGGAACAAUGUAGGUAUUGUACUAAAUGACUUAAAUUCUAAUGUUGGAUCAUUAAACGAAUAUUUAUAUGGAUAUUAUAUGAUUCAGUCAUCUUCUUCUUUUAUUCCAGUUUUAGAAUUAAAUAUUCAAGAAAAUGAUUUAGUAUUAGAUAUGUGUGCAGCACCAGGAGGAAAAUGUACUUUCAUUUGUGCUAUUAAAAAAAAUAAAGGAGUUGUAUAUGCAAAUGAUAUAAAUAAAUUCAGAUGUAAAGCUAUAGAAGCACAGGCUUCAAGAAUGGGAAUAAAUAAUUUAAUAAUAACAUGCAUAGAUGCAUUAAAAAUUCAUAAGCAUCUCACUUUUCAAUUUGAUAAAAUUUUAUUGGAUGCUCCUUGUAGUGGUACAGGUGUUGUUAACAAAAAUAAAAGUGCUAGAAGAAAAUCAAUUAAAGAAAUAAGAGAAUUAGCUCAAAAACAAAGAAAGCUAUUAAAUAAUGCAAUUAAUCUUUUAAAAAAUGGGGGUAUUAUUGUUUACUCUACAUGUAGUAUUACUGUUGAAGAAAAUGAACAAGUCAUAAAUUAUAUAUUAAAAAAAAGAGAUGUAAAUUUAUUACCAAUAGAUAUAAAUAUUGGAGAUCCUGGUAUAACUCAUUAUAAAAAAAAACAAUUUUCAAGUAAAAUAUCUUUAUGCAAAAGAAUUUAUUUACAUAAACAUAACCAUGAUAAUUUCUUUGUUGCAAAACUUAUAAAAAGAUCAGAUGCAAUCUUUGAUAAAAAUAAAUCUAUUAUAAAUAAAAAAGAAAAAAAUUCAGAAAAAAAGGAGAGCAUAAAUCUCAAAAAAAGUAGCAAAAAGAAUAUCAAUAUUACAAAAGAAAAUAGUUCAUUCCAUAAGAAAAAUAAAAAAAUGAAUCAUGAUAAUCAAUUAAAUAAUAAUAAAGAAGUAAAAAAGAGUGUAAAAUUUAACAACAAAAAAAAAGAAAAGCAUUCUAAUAAACUAUAUGAUAAAAAAAAAAUAAAGAAAAAUCACUUAAAUGAUAAAAAAAAUAAAAAAAUCAUAUUUAAAGAAAAAGAAGAAAAUGAAAAAGAAAAAAAAGUAAAAAACAAAAAAAAUAAAAUAUAUAAUAAUAAUACUAAAAGUGAAAAUAAAAAUACUUUAUUAAAUGAAUCAGAACAGAUAUAUUCAAAAAAAGAAAAUAGAAAAAAUAAUAAUGCAAAGAAUAAUUUAAGUAUCAAAGAUAAAAAAAUUCAAAAAAAAUUUGUUAAAAAUAAAAAGAACAUAUUAAAUAAAAAAAAUGUAAAUUGA
Plasmodium relictum is the source of this 2112-nucleotide messenger RNA. RefSeq names its product RNA methyltransferase, putative. The coding region runs from base 1 to 2112 and encodes 703 amino acids. Gene Ontology annotation, molecular function: rRNA (cytosine-C5-)-methyltransferase activity; RNA binding. NCBI's taxonomy places the organism in Eukaryota, Apicomplexa, Aconoidasida, Haemosporida, Plasmodiidae. The record is from RefSeq and is a predicted model, not a curated record. Gene Ontology annotation, cellular component: nucleolus. The transcript has a single exon. Gene Ontology annotation, biological process: rRNA base methylation; maturation of LSU-rRNA.